AUGGACGGACAACUGGGUGAAGGCCUGAGUGGAUCUCCCCUGUUAUCUCCACAGACCACUCCGCGGGCUCCGAUAGCUAAACUCAAACAUGAUUGCUCAAGAAUGUUCCAGUAUUAUCUUGAUAAGUCCACCCCUCUGCCCACUCAGAGGUGGCUAGGGACUCUGGCUCUCGUCUUCGUAUAUUUCCUGCGGGUUCAUAUUCUUCAAGGCUUCUAUGCUGUGACUUAUGGGAUUGGAAUCCAUGUUAUUAAUUGUUUGAUUGGGUUUCUUUCCCCUCAAAUUGAUCCUGAAAUGGAAUCAAUGGACGGGGCUGACUUGCCAACAAAGGAAACGGAUGAGUUUAGGCCCUUUAUUCGUCGGCUUCCUGAGUUUAAGUUCUGGUAUUCAAUCACCAAGGCUUUCUGUAUAGGCUUUUUGCUGACCUUCUUUCCUAUUUUCGAUGUCCCUGUAUUCUGGCCGAUACUGCUAUGCUAUUGGAUUAUUCAAUUUCUACUCAUGAUGAAGCGCCAUAUUAUGCACAUGAUUAAAUACAAAUACAUCCCUCUCGACUUAGGAAAGCAGAAAUACGUUAAGAGCAGUUCUCCUGUUGGUUCACCAAGGAGACUUGUUGAAUUAUGUAAGAAAUACACUGGAAAUUCUCCUGGUGGUUCACCAAGGUCCUCAAGUGGAAAGCAAAACUGA
Daucus carota subsp. sativus is the source of this 681-nucleotide messenger RNA. RefSeq names its product protein RER1B. Gene Ontology annotation, cellular component: Golgi membrane. Gene Ontology annotation, biological process: protein retention in ER lumen; retrograde vesicle-mediated transport, Golgi to endoplasmic reticulum. Lineage: Eukaryota; Viridiplantae; Streptophyta; Magnoliopsida; Apiales; Apiaceae. The transcript has 3 exons. The record is from RefSeq and is a predicted model, not a curated record. The coding region runs from base 1 to 681 and encodes 226 amino acids.